AUGAGUGAUUUGAUCAGUGACCUUCCUAAUAGCAUUAUAGAAACCAUUCUGAUACAAGUUCCUAUAAUAGAUGCUACGCGAACAACUAUUUUGUCUCCGAGAUGGAGGGAUAUCUGGCGUUCCAUUAACCAUCUUGUUUUCGAUGAAAAGUCUUUUCCAGUCUAUGUCAAUUACGACGACAGACUAGUUUUUCAUGAAAGAAUUGUCAAGUUUAUCUCCACGGUGUUGUCACUUCACGAAGGACCUAUACAUAAGUUCCAAAUCAGUCACAGAAGCUUGCUCGGUUUACCUGAAAUCGAUGACUGGAUUCUUUUUCUAUCCAGGAAUGGUGGUGUUAAAGAUUUGACUCUUGAUUUGGGAGUUCACCAAUUCUUUAUAAUUCCUUCCUGUUUGUUUGAUUGUGAGAAAUUGACUAGACUGGAGCUCUCGCGCUGCGAGUUGUAUCUGCCUGAUAGUUUUAAGGGAUUUUCUUGUUUGAAGAGGCUCAAUCUUACUCAGGCUCUGGUGUCCUCUCAAGCAAUUGAGAGGCUCGUAUCGACUUGUCCUCUCUUGGAGAGUUUAUCACUUAUACGCUGUGAUUGUUUAGCUCUUACUAUUUCUGCUCCGAAUCUCAAGUACAUGCAGCUCUUCGGUGAAUUCAUCGACAUUCGUUUAGUAGAUAUGCCGCUUUUGGUUGAACUGUUUGUUUCUAUGUAUAUGCCUGAUGAUGAUCUUUGGGAACAAAGUUCAAAUUGCAAUUUUGUUAAGUUUCUUAGUGGUGUGCCAAAUCUUAAGAAACUUGACGGAUUUGUGCACUUCACAAAGUAUUUGAGCAUAGGUAAUGAACUAAGGCAUCUUGCAAUGAUGUUCAACAAUUUGGAGUGUAUUCAACUGCGUCCGGUAUGUUUUACGGACACAAAAGAGAUACUCGUGGUUCUUGGCUUGAUUAGAUGCUCUCCAAAUCUAAAGGAACUUCAAAUUUCAGGUAUGUCAGACAUACGAGUUUCAACUUAUGCACAAGACUUGGAUAUUUGGGAAAGAGAAUGCCCCUCAGAUUCUAUACUUAGCAAGCUUAAAGCUGUAGAUUUGGAAGAAAUGAGUGGUGUUCCACACGAGAUUCAAUUUAUCAAAUUUUUGCUAGGCUCUUCACCUGUCCUUGAGAAAAUGUUUAUCAUUCCUUAUAUAAACAAUAAGGAAUAUCUGUUGAAAAUGACGGUGGAAUUGAUGAAAUUUCGAAGAGCUUCUACUAAAGCCGAAGUUUAUUUCACCCGCCUAGAGUAUCCAAUCCGUGUUUCUUCGGGUUUUUGA
Molecule: messenger RNA, 1287 nt
Organism: Vicia faba (fava bean)
Lineage: Eukaryota; Viridiplantae; Streptophyta; Magnoliopsida; Fabales; Fabaceae
Source: the annotation of a GenBank genome assembly